GCUAGCAUGGCGGCCGCGUCUAGCAUGGCGGCCGCGUCUGGAAGUGAAGUUGCUAGCAGCAUGGACUUGAGUGUUCUACGCUACAGUAACGUGUGGGAAGAUCAUGCUGUGCUCGAAACGGCGCUAAACGUUCAACCAGAUGACGAUGUUUUGUCUGUAGCGAGCUGCGGGGACAAUGCACUCAAUCUUCUCCUCGCAGGAGAGCCCCGUUCUGUUACUGCUAUUGAUAUGAGCGAGGCUCAGAUUGCAGUGGUGCAACUCAAAUUGGCAGCAAUACGACAUUUGCCUUCACAUCGCGAUUUUUUGACUUUGUUGGGGAAAGAUGGUUUGUCGGAGCGACGGUUGGAUAUCUACACUAGUCUUAAGGCUUAUCUUCCUUCGUCUUGUUCAUCAUACUUUGACUCUCGCUUGAGUCUUAUUGAAGAUGGACUUGCGUCAUCUGGACGUUUGGAGAAGUUCCUUGCAGGUUUCCCACUGGGCUGCUUUUCCAAGGUCACUCAGUCUCAAGUAGAUUUGCUCUUCAAUUCAAAAGAUUUGCAGCAACAGUGCAAGAUCUUUGAGUCAUUUCCUCUCGACGAAUUGAAGAAAGAUUUUUUGGAAUUUAAUUCAUUUGAUCGUGUUGCCAGACAUGCUCGUCAUCCUGCUCAAAUGAAAUACAUCAGAGAUAGCAAUUAUGGUGACAGCUUGUGGCUCAGAUUUGUACACGUUGCUACUGAAAUUCCCAUUCAAACCAAUUGCUACUUUUCUUGGUUAUUUAAUGGAUACACUACGACACAUCCUGCUGAUCCACCCUAUCUUCAGGAAAAGAAUUAUGUUCGUCUUCGUUCUCUUGUGGAUCGUGUGACUGUUAUUGAGGACACAUUGGAAAACCAUCUUGAUCAGGCUACCGGUCAAUCAUCAUUUAGCAAAGCUAAUUUAUCUGAUAUAUUUGAAUAUAUGAGUGAAGAUCAUGCUGAUGCUGUGUUUCAUCUUCUGGUGUCAAAGUGUCGACCAGGAGGGCGACUGGCAUACUGGAAUCUUUUCACACCACGUCAGGCUCCGGACAGUUUAAUGAAAGGACAGUUAACAUCAUUGUCCGAAAUAGCUAGUCGUCUCCACAGUGAAGACAGGGUAUACUUCUAUUCGUCAUUUCACGUGGAAGAGGUUGCCAAGUAAGAGUAAACACUGUUGGGUCUCAAGUCUUGUCAAUAGCAUUUAUGUAGAAAGACCAUUAUCUCAAAGCCCUGUGCUCUGUCUACAUCUGCCAAUCAUGACUGGACUGCUGCACAAGAGAUGCAUGGUUGUCUUUGACUGGAUUGCGUGCAUGCUUACUCAAUAAGCUGAUUUGUUAUGCGUUUUAUACAUUUUUCAGUGUUUCAAGUUUUACAUAAUAGCAGCCAGCAUGGAAUUGUAUCACAUAUAAGUUCAGUUCUCUUUCAAUCUGACUCUACUGCAGAAUACAAAAGUUCAUUUCUGAUACAUACAAAUCAUUUGAAACGUUUUCUAGCUUAUAGUUUUUAUUCAAUGCAACUAAAUUCUACUUUCAGUUCAGUCUG
This is a messenger RNA of Corticium candelabrum, 1535 nucleotides long. RefSeq lists its product as uncharacterized. The transcript has a single exon. Lineage: Eukaryota; Metazoa; Porifera; Homoscleromorpha; Homosclerophorida; Plakinidae. Bases 7 to 1155 code for a protein of 382 amino acids. The record is from RefSeq and is a predicted model, not a curated record.